This is a messenger RNA of Sinocyclocheilus rhinocerous, 1858 nucleotides long. Its product is annotated as potassium voltage-gated channel subfamily A member 5-like. The transcript has a single exon. Gene Ontology annotation, molecular function: protein binding; delayed rectifier potassium channel activity. The record is from RefSeq and is a predicted model, not a curated record. Bases 75 to 1718 code for a protein of 547 amino acids. Gene Ontology annotation, cellular component: intercalated disc; voltage-gated potassium channel complex; membrane. NCBI's taxonomy places the organism in Eukaryota, Metazoa, Chordata, Actinopteri, Cypriniformes, Cyprinidae. Gene Ontology annotation, biological process: protein homooligomerization; action potential; potassium ion transmembrane transport.
AGUGUGGAUGUACGAGGGGCUUUUCGUUUUGAAUUCUACAGGUCUUUUCUUACUGAAUAUUUAAUGGCUUGGAAAUGGAGAUAGCUUUGGUGAGCUUUGACAAGCGGGGUGAAGGAGGCAGUGAUGGAGAACCCUACCAAAACCAAAACUCCCUGGAUUAUCCACGCUUGGUCCACAACAAAGAACUAUAUUCGAGAAGUCCACAACAGAGCUCAUGGAAAAUGAACGACAUGAACAACACAAUGAUGGGCUCCACUGAGAAUACGGUGGAUUAUUACAGUCCCCAUUUGUUUGAUGAGGGCAUUCUGGACAUGGAUAUGGACCAUGAGAACAACGAACGAGUUCUUAUCAAUAUUGCCGGACUGAGGUUCGAGACACAGUUGGGCACUCUGAACCAGUUUCCCGACACUUUGCUGGGAGACCCGGACAAGAGAAUAAAGUAUUUUGACCCCCUCAGGAACGAGUAUUUCUUUGAUCGCAACAGACCGAGUUUUGACGGAAUUCUUUAUUUCUAUCAGUCCGGCGGGAAAAUCCGACGACCUGUUAACGUGUCAAUCGACGUUUUUGCAGACGAAAUCCGCUUUUAUCAGCUGGGAGAAGAAGCAAUGGACCGUUUCCGCGAGGAUGAGGGCUUUAUUAAAGAAGAAGAGAAACCGUUACCACAGAAUGAGUUUCAGAAACAGGUAUGGCUCAUAUUUGAGUACCCUGAAAGCUCUAGUCCUGCACGAGGCAUAGCUAUUGUCUCCGUCAUCGUCAUAACCAUCUCCAUCAUAACUUUCUGUCUGGAAACUUUACCCGAGUUUCGCGACGAGCGAGAGCUUCCAGUGACUAGUCGCGCUAUCAAUGGUACUCAAGAGCGUCCAUCGCUCACUUUUAGCGACCCGUUUUUCAUCAUUGAAACCACCUGCGUGAUUUGGUUCACCUUUGAGCUCUUUGUGCGCUUCUUCGCCUGUCCUAGUAAGUCUGAAUUCUCCAAAACCAUCAUGAACAUCAUUGACAUCACGUCUAUCAUGCCUUACUUCAUCACCUUGGGCACAGAGCUGGUGGAGCAGCAGGGCCAGGAGCACAAUAAUGGCCAGCAGGCCAUGUCACUGGCCAUACUGAGGGUCAUUCGUUUGGUUCGGGUGUUUCGCAUAUUUAAGCUGUCUAGACACUCCAAGGGGCUUCAGAUCCUGGGCCAGACUCUAAAAGCCAGCAUGCGAGAGCUGGGCCUCUUGAUCUUCUUUCUUUUCAUUGGUGUCAUAUUAUUCUCCAGUGCUGUUUUCUUCGCUGAGGCAGAUGAACCCGAGUCUCACUUCUCCAGCAUCCCAGAUGCCUUCUGGUGGGCUGUAGUGACCAUGACAACAGUUGGAUAUGGUGACAUGAGACCGGUGACUGUGGGGGGAAAAAUUGUGGGCUCGCUGUGUGCCAUCGCAGGGGUGUUGACCAUUGCAUUACCGGUGCCUGUCAUUGUGUCUAACUUCAACUAUUUCUACCACAGAGAAACUGACCAAGACCAGGCGUCUCUCAGAGAAGAGCCUAAUAAUGGUGGCCCUUCAAACCCAUGUGAUGAACGUCAUGGGUUGAGGAAAUCAUCAACCUCUAAUUCAAAAGAUGGAGAGCAUAAUGAAGAAACAAACAUUCCAGUUGAGAAGACUAACAUGAAAGCUAACAGCAGAAUGGAUAUUAAACGCUCCCUUUAUACUUUUUGCUUGGACACUCGAGAAACGGACCUCUAGUUUGCCCAUCUCUACCCCAUUGCACGACCGGUGCCCAUCAUUGUUUCCAACUUAAAUUAUUUCUAUCUCAGGGAGACUGACCAGGAGUAGGCAUCUCUCAGAGAAGAGCAUAGUGGUGGCAUUUCCAGCCCAUGUGAUGA